AAUUUUCUCACUGCAUCCGCCGGGAAAAUCCACCACCACCUCCUACCUACUAUUGGUGCUCUAACUUUGGUAGCCGGACUGAACCAUGGCAGCCCCGACAGACGCCGGCGUAGACACAGUAUCAGCAGUAGCAACAACAGCAAUAGCAGAACCAGCAGCGGCGAACCCCGACGACGACGCGAUGGACCUGACGCUGAUCGUUGCGGCCACGCGCACCAUGGGCAUCGGGCUCGCCGGCGCGCUGCCGUGGACGGGGCUCAGGCGGGAGAUGGCCUACUUUGCGCGCGUCACCAAGCGCGCGCCGCCCGGAGCCGUCAACGCCGUCAACGCCGUCGUCAUGGGCCGCCGGACCUGGGACAGCAUCCCGCCCCGCUUCCGCCCGCUCAAGGGCCGCCUCAACGUCGUGCUCAGCCGGGCCGCGCCGCCGCCGCUCAACAGUGUGGGGCAGGGAAAGGAUGGUGAGGAGGAUGGGGAUGGGGAUGGGGAUGGGGAAUCGCCCGUCGUCCACGCCCGCUCGCUGCCCGAGGCGCUCGAGUACCUGGCCCGCCAGCGGCGGCCGCCCCUGGGCCGCGUCUUCGUCAUUGGCGGGGCGCAGAUCUACGACGCGGCGCUGGCGCUGGAACCCCCCGCGGCGACGGUGCGGCGCGUGCUGCUCACCAGCAUCCUGACCGACUUUGAGUGCGACACGACCCUGUCGUCGCUCAGGCUGGGGGCGGCGGCCGAGGGCGGCGGCGGCGGCGGCGGCGAGUGGAGGAGGGCGCCCAAAGAGCGGCUCGACGCCUGGGCGGGCGAGGCGGUGCCCGAGGGCGUGCAGGAGGAGAACGGGACGUCGUACGAGUUUCAGAUGUGGGAGAGGGAGGUGGCCGAGGCGACAUAGGCCGGUGGUGGUGGAUCGGAUCACUGUAGUCUCUGCGGGCAACGGCGGCCAUUUUCCGGAUUUUUCUCUAUACCGAUGUGGUUUCGUGGAGAUGGAUAUCAUAACAGCCUGGUCCCCCCAUGUGUUUGACCUUCCUGCAAGCCUGCCUAGGUAGCCCCGGGAUCAUCCUCACCUAGACAAAAAAAGAAAAACGCCAGCCUG
This is a messenger RNA of Gaeumannomyces tritici R3-111a-1, 1078 nucleotides long. Its product is annotated as dihydrofolate reductase. The transcript has a single exon. Gene Ontology annotation, molecular function: NADP binding; dihydrofolate reductase activity. NCBI's taxonomy places the organism in Eukaryota, Fungi, Ascomycota, Sordariomycetes, Magnaporthales, Magnaporthaceae. The coding region runs from base 86 to 877 and encodes 263 amino acids. Gene Ontology annotation, biological process: glycine biosynthetic process; tetrahydrofolate biosynthetic process; folic acid metabolic process. Gene Ontology annotation, cellular component: mitochondrion. The record is from RefSeq and is a predicted model, not a curated record.